Molecule: messenger RNA, 1428 nt
Organism: Alternaria viburni
Lineage: Eukaryota; Fungi; Ascomycota; Dothideomycetes; Pleosporales; Pleosporaceae
Exons: 4
Coding region: 1-1428 (475 amino acids)
Biological process (GO): signal transduction
Molecular function (GO): protein binding
Source: RefSeq, a predicted model, not a curated record
AUGGCCUACACGACCAAGUACCAUGAGGACUCGGACGCCGAUGACGAGUUUGAGCGCCAGGGCAUCUCUAGCCCGACCCUACCCGCCGAGUACGAGAGCUCCCCCACGAGCUCCGGCCCGCUGAGCACUGAACACACGCCCACCACCUUCACCCAUUCGCGCGACAGCAAGAGCAGCCCGACGGGGCACAUAAUGGAGUGGAACGAGGACCAGACGGCCGACUUCAUCGCCGACCUGGGCCUGGAGCAGUACUCGGAUACCUUUGCUAACGAGGGCAUCACCGGCGACGUGCUCGCCGCCCUCCAGCAUGCCGAGCUGAAGGAGCUGGGCGUCGGCAGCGUAGGCCACCGCCUGACAAUCCUCAAGGCCGUCUACGAGAUCAAGGUGCGGCAGAAUGUGCCCAUGGACCCCGACGACUACGUCCCGCUAUCCGCGGAUACGUCGGCACAGGAAGCGCCGCCAACCCAAGACGACUUCGCCAAGGUCAUUCGCGUAGUCCAGGCGCGCGACGAGCGCAUACACACGGCCGAAUCGGAGCUGCGACAUCUCCGAGAAGACCUCAGCAGGGUCAUGGACGAGAACAAGCGGCUACGAGAGGAGAUCCUGCCACUCGUGCGCAUGCUCAAGGACAACCAACCCCUGCCUACGCCUCACGAGCACUCCGUCACAUCGCCACCUGCAACUCAAGAGAGAUCUGGUGGCAGCAGUCUUUCGCCAUCUCUCGGUGGUGGCCCGCAACUGUCGCCCAACUCCAUCGCCCAGCCCUCCCCGACAUCCCCCGCAUACACACAAGGCCAAGGCCGCCAGUACAACCGCGAAAUACCCCGAAGCGGGCACGAUCACGACGGCAGCUCAGGGUGGAGUCAGAACACAUGGAAUUCAGACACAACUGCUGUAUCCGACCGCAAUCGCGACCCCCGCGCUACGCCCGCACCACUGUCAUCACGACAGAUGCGAAACAACGCUGCACCAACACCAACCCCCGACGAUCGCGACCCACCACUUUCUGGCGGUUCAAGCUCAAUGAACACCUCCGCAUCCAAUCCCGCAUCCACGCCAUCUACGAACCCGCAAGUUGAAAUCUUCAAAUCGUUCCGAGUCUCAAUCGACGAUCCGUGCCACAAGGUGCUUCCGGUUGCGCUUAAGAAAUACAACAUUACGGCAGAUUGGCGCCAGUAUGCCCUGUAUAUUGUACACGGUGAUCAGGAGCGCUGUCUUGGACUCAACGAGAGGCCGCUGAUAUUGUUCAAACAACUUGACAAGGAAGGCCGGAAACCCAUGUUCAUGCUUAGGAAGCAUGCAGCACCGCAAGAAGGCCAUGUCAGUACUGUGGGCGGAAACGAUGUACGGCCCGUCAACCCGCAGACAGAGAGCUUCGGGUGGGGUAACCAGAAUAGAGGGACACCCCUGCCCGGAGGCGUUCUGUAG